Molecule: messenger RNA, 2682 nt
Organism: Haliotis rubra (blacklip abalone)
Lineage: Eukaryota; Metazoa; Mollusca; Gastropoda; Lepetellida; Haliotidae
Product: emopamil-binding protein-like
Exons: 4
Coding region: 93-830 (245 amino acids)
Biological process (GO): sterol metabolic process
Cellular component (GO): endoplasmic reticulum; membrane
Molecular function (GO): cholestenol delta-isomerase activity
Source: RefSeq, a predicted model, not a curated record
AAGUUUAGAUAGACAGAUGCCCAGUCCAGUCAAAAGGCGGCUAGUUGUUCUAACUGGGUUUGCAAACUUUGCGUACUUUUAAGUUUUUCACCAUGGCAGCUAUAAUAAGUGCCGUAACCGUAAUUUCCCUCCUAGUGACCGCAUUAUAUGCCGUUAUCAGUGUGGUGACAGCUUACAGUUUGUGCAAGAGAAAGAAUAUUUCUUCAGCUAUCGAGAAGUGGGUCGUUUCUUGGUUGGUGUUUGACGCGAUCAUUCACUUCACGCUGGAAGGACCAUUUGUCAUCCUCUCCAGCCUUGGAACGGUUGAGAAUUCUACUCACUUCACAGCUCUCCUGUGGCAGGAAUAUGGCAAAGCGGACAAGCGCUGGUUGGUGUCAGACCCUACGAUCGUAUCCCUGGAGAUGCUAACUGUCUUCCUAGACGGCCCGCUAUGUGUGAUACUGGUGUAUGCCAUUGUGGAAGACAAGCACUACCGCCAUUUUGUACAGAUAGUCCUCUGUGUCUGUGAACUUUAUGGAGGUUGGAUGACAUUCUGUCCGGACUGGUUUGUAGGCAGCCCCAACCUGGUGACUGACAACGCCCUCUACCUGUGGGUUUAUCUCGUGUUCUUUAACGGCCUCUGGGUAGUGAUUCCACUGGCCAUGUUGUGGCAGUCCUGGGUUCAACUCCGAGAAGCCCUCUCGCCAAGAAGACCAACAUCCUUAAAACUUAGUGGGGGGUCUUCUUCGCAGGGGUCAUACACAUCAAUUAUACAGACGAAAAUUUCCAAGUCAGAAUCAAGCAGUAUUGAAAGUAGCUCACGUGGUUACAAUCUUCGUAAGAGGAACUAAGCUUGUGUCUGGUUACAAAUGGCGAAAUUGAUUACCCAGUAAUUAUAUUUUUAUACAAUUAUACUUUUUAAGAUGUGUAAAUCAAGCUAUUUUGAUCGCAUCUUUUAAUUUUGAUUUAAUUUUUUUUUUUUUUUUUUAUGAAUCAUCAGGUACUGAAUGUACAUUUUAGUAUUAUAAGACUGGAUUUUUAAUGUUCAAGAAAAGAAUUGGGUGAAAUGCCAACCAUUAUGGUGUGAAGUAACAAUUUUGAACAUAAAAUUACACUUUUCCUGCAGCGCAUAUUCACGAUGUUUGUUAUUGUUUGACAAUGUAUUUACAUACAUAAAUUAGCACAGACAAUUUGAUAAUGUACCAGUGACAGGAAGCAACCUCUAAGACAAUAUUGCCCAAUGAGAACUAUGCUUUCAUUACUCAAUGAUACAAAGUCUCUGAUAGGGUAAAGCACAUAAUUUUCGGUACCGAUAGGUAGUUUUUCUGUGUAAAACAACACAAUUUGCUGUACAGAAAUGUGCCAAGAAUCGUCCUGUUAUUCUUAUAUUUUCGGUCCUGUCAGAAAUCUUAAUGUGGCAGAUAAUGCCCCUUGGAUUUGUGUGUGUCCUAUUGCAUGUACCAUUUUACUUGUGUUAUCUCUGGUUUCCACGAGAUUACUUUUGUGAAUGAAUCUAAACUGUCGCGCAUAAUCCACAAAAUCAUAUUUCCAGAAAGUGCCUGAAUAUUUUUACAUGGCCAUGGGACUGUCUAAAACGAUUGACAAUCAGAAAUAUCAUCAGUUGGAAAAAUUAUUAAUAGUUAUCAAUGUGAAAUAUCAAUUAUGAUAUAUAAAUAUAUAAAAGUUUGGCUUCAGUUAUAGUGCACAGAAACUUUUGCUUACACAAUACAUGAAGUGAGGCCUUUAUUCAUGGACUACUUCUAAAUUAUGUUCAGGACAUAGUUUUGGUCAUCUUCCAUGCAUAAAUAUGUCACCACCUGCCAGUGAUGUGAAAUAUGUUGAUUUCUUUCAGGCAUUUUUACUCAAAAUCUCUUGUCCGAUAUAUUAAUCAAUAAUUGCUCAAUUUUUAGUUCACAAUUAUCAAUCUAUAUGGUGUAUGUCGAUAGUAAGCCCUACUUGGACAAGGGCACAGUUAACAUGUCGGUUGUCCUAUCAUCACAGCAUGGUUGCACUGAGGUUGAGCCAAAAAUCCAGCAAAGACAAAAUAUAUUAUGGGUGACAACUUCCUUAUUCUGUUAUGUGUUAUGUUCCAUGUAGGUCUUAACAUAGUUGUCAAGCAAGAGUGAUGUUAUACAGCACAACACAGACUUACAGAUUGUUUGACAGGAUGCAUAUUCUGCCACAUAAUAUUGUGAUAGGACAGUGGAUCACGUGGUCUGAUAUAGGAGAUCUUAUUCUGACAUUUGGGAUGGGUGGACAAAACAUAUAGGUUCAUUAUUCAGCUUCAGUCCAAAUCUCCCUACACUGCAGGGUCGGUGGGGUAGCCUAGUGGUUAAAGCGUUCGAUAAUCAUGCCGAAGGCCCGGGUCCGAUUCCCCACAUGGGUACAACUUGUGAAGCCCAUUUCUGGUGUCCCCCGCCGUGGUAUUGCUGGAAUAUUGCUAAAACGGCAUAAAACCAUACUCAGCCAGCCAGUCAGCCCUACACUGCACAACUUCUCACCACAUCAACAAGUUCUUGAGGCAUUUGAACAUACUUCACUGGCUCUACACCUCUUUAAACCCUACCCAACCACAGUGCCUGGAACUCGUUCAUGUUCAGUCCCUUAUAUUGUAUUUAUUUGUCUAAGAUAGAUGUAUGGAAAUCUGUAUUUUGCUGCUUAACAUUACUCUUGUUUCAUAACAGUAUAAGGAUCUAUACCAAA